CGUCGAUGGAGAAUGCGCUGGCCGAUGAACAGGACACUUGGCGGAAGAAUUACCUGAAGGAAGUUCAGGUGACUAGAAGCCUCACAAGACAGCUCCAGGAAUGCGAGGAAAGGCUAGAGGCCGCGCUGGAGCAUGGACAAGACUCACCUGAGACUCCCGAGUGCUCCAAGUGUUUAGUCCUCGAACGGGAGCUCGAUGUGCUGAGAGCGCGACACAAAUCCCUCGUUGCAAAGUUCAAACUACUCGAAGAAGAGUUCGUCCACGCCAGAAAGUCGCCUCUAAUGCAAUUUCUAAGCCCGAAAAGGAAACACUCCAUCCAUCCUCCGACAUCAUCCAAUGCAGAACAACCUGCGAAUAGCGUACCUGAAAGAAAGCCAAGUUUGCGGAAGUCUCCCCCCACACGAGCUGAAAUUGAUGAAGCUUGCCAAAGUGUGUUCCGCGUAAACAACAAUAUCCCCCAGGUUCUGCAAGCCGCCGCUGCAUCCAGCGACGCGGAACUCUUCCAUCACGGCAUUUUGUUUGGCUAUCCCGACGACUACAUUAUCGACGCCUCAAAGGAUCACUUGCACAAACCUCAUGGAAAAGACGACAUCGAAGUCCAGUCUCCUUCAUCUUGGCUCGGCAAAAUGCUCAAAUCACCACCAACGUCCCCGUCCCAAGGCUGUGUGGUGCCCCGAAAACCAGCGAUCAUGAGUGUGUUUCCAUCAUCGGCAUCGCUGGCAGAUGUAGAGCCUAUGAUGGAGUUUUGCUUUCCACACGGAAAUUCACUUCGCGCAGGAAGUUUUACGAACGAUGAAGACGACCUCUGCUUUGUUGUGUUGUUGUCGGGAACUCAACCAGCACAGAACAUGUAUGCAAUGUGCGUCCAGACAUUGCAGCGGCCGUUGCGAUGCUUUUGCCUUGUUAGCGUCCAUCCUUUUUUUAGUCUCUUCUUCAAACUCCUCCGAGGGGUCAUCUCCAUGUGUCAAAACCACACCCCACAAGCCGUCCAAGUCAUUUUUGACGACGCAUUACGACGCCUCCAUGGCACAAGUGUCCCACCCAUUGGAGGGUGGUGCUGUUUUCGUUUGGAUCCCCAGCAUCCCUUGUUGACCUUUCAUCGUCCGCACACUUCAACAUCGCGCCACGAGGCGAGGCAGUUCAUCCUUGAGUUCACGUCACCACGCUUGUUUUCCAAAGUCAGCUUGGAUCAUUUACUUCUCCUUCUCGGAUGUCUGUGCUGCGAAGUUCGAGUGCUGUUGCUUUCGUCCAAUCCGUCCCUGAUCACAUCAUGUGUGCUUGCGUUGCGGGCAUUACUUGAUCCGUUUGAAUGGGCUGGAGUGGUCGUUACUUUGUUGCCACCGUCGCUGGUAGAAAUUCUUGAAGCCCCCGUUCCCUUUCUCGUGGGCCAAGUCUGCUCGAACCAUCAGUCUCGGCGACCCGUGCCUUCCCUUGUCCAACUGAACCUGGAUACGAACACACUCAUCAUGGACGACCAAGAACUGGAAGUGCUGCAUGAGCUCAAGCUCCCUCGUUGUGAGGCCCUACAAAACGAGCUCCAGUCGUACGCUUCGACAUGCUUCGGGAACGACUUGUUACCUCAAAGCUUGGAACGGCACCACGUGGAAGCUUGUGAACACAUAAGUGUGUGUAUUCAAAGCCAUUUGGCCACGCUGUUGGAUACGUCGACCACUCAACACGACGAGGACGUUCCUUUCCUCCAGCGUUUCCAUUCAACUCAAAUGUACAGCAACGCGUCAUCCGAGUCGACUCUACUCGACGACGAUGGCUGCGGAGCUGGUGGCAGCGAUCUAGAGGGGGAGACCACCUUGUACGAGCCAACAGUAAACUAAAGGAUCCAACGAAGAGCAGUGAGCAGUUUAAACAAGUGUGUUGAUGUUGCACAACCCUCG
Molecule: messenger RNA, 1892 nt
Organism: Aphanomyces invadans
Lineage: Eukaryota; Oomycota; Saprolegniomycetes; Saprolegniales; Verrucalvaceae
Exons: 7
Coding region: 6-1832 (608 amino acids)
Source: RefSeq, a predicted model, not a curated record